Messenger RNA from Pangasianodon hypophthalmus (striped catfish), 5031 nucleotides. It is a transcript of the gene lrsam1, whose product is annotated as leucine rich repeat and sterile alpha motif containing 1. NCBI's taxonomy places the organism in Eukaryota, Metazoa, Chordata, Actinopteri, Siluriformes, Pangasiidae. The transcript is spliced from 24 exons. Bases 454 to 2619 code for a protein of 721 amino acids. The record is from RefSeq and is a predicted model, not a curated record. Gene Ontology annotation, molecular function: protein binding.
AUUUACCGUCAGCGCCGUCGGUAGAAAUAUUAUGGUUAGUGAUGUCAGGAAAUGUCAUGUGGCUAGUUCAGUUACUUUUCAGUAAUAUCUACAACGCUAAAUUGACAGUCUGAAGAGAUAAUCAUCGGAAAGGUACUCUGUAUAGGGGAGAUAUAUAAAUUUAUUAAUUCCUUUUUGAGUAAAAUAACAGCUAGCUAGCCAGCGGCCUGGUUACCUGUAAUAAUAAACAUAAAGGAGGCUGCUAGCUAACUGUGCUGUACAGGCUUGUUACUGGCUUUAGGUCUGUAAUGGCAGCGACUGUUAGAAACUGAGUUAGACUUAUAAAACCUGUCAGAAGGGAGCUGUUGUCACUUUAGUGCACUCUGCUGAAAUUCUGCAGCUUGACAGAAACACAGCUUCGUAUGGAAUAAGCAGCUGAACUCAGAAGGGAGCUGAAGAAAGAGUGGCUUCAGGAUGCCUCUGUUCUACAGGAAGAAGAAACCAAGUGAGGAGUCCAAGAAGCGCCUGGAGUAUCAGUUGUGCCUGUCUAAAGAAGCCGGAGCAGAUGACAUCCUGGACAUUUCAAACUGUGAGCUUUCAGAGGUUCCAUCCAGUGUCUUCUCCAUGUGCAAGGUGCUCCAGAAAAAGGUGCUCAUCCUCUGUGGAAAUGAGCUCAAGUCGCUGGUGCCCAAAAGCUGUGUCAUAAGCACUCUUGCAACUAUAAAGGUGUUGGACCUGCAUGAAAACAAGCUCACUUCGCUCCCAGACGAUAUUGGACAGCUGUCCUCCCUGCAGGUGUUGAAUGCAGAAAAUAACCAGAUCAAGGCUCUUCCAGCGUCUAUAGGGGAUCUUCGGAAUCUACAGACGCUUAACAUGAAAGGGAACUGCCUCCGUGAGCUGCCCUCGUCUGUGGGACGCUUGUGCAGUCUGCGCACACUGGACCUGAGUGAGAACAGCAUCAGAGAGCUGCCCAAAGAAUUGGCCAACGUUCGAACCCUGGAGAGCUUGACUCUUGAUGCAUGCGUUAUGAGCUACCCACCUGCCUCAGUCUGCACAGCAGGCACAGAAGAAAUCCAGCGCUUUCUCUGCUCAGAGUUGGGGCUGGAGUACUGUCCUCCUUCACAGUACCUGCUGCCCGUGUUGGAAAACGAUAGCAGCAAGCCGAGCCUGGACUGUGUGGAUGGGGAGGAUAUCGCCUGGCAGAGCAAAUUUAUGGACUACGAGAAGAGAAAGGAGCAGAAGCAGCUUGAGAAGCUGAACUUUGAAAAGAAGCUGGAAGAGAAACAGAGAGAGCAAGCACAGCUCCUUAUUCUCAACAACACUCGCAAAGAGGACAUGCUGCUGUCUGUCAAACUGGAGCAGGAGCGUGUAGAGCAGGGUGUCAGUCAGCAGCAAAAGUUCCAGGAGGCUGAGAGGCAGAAGCUGCUGGAGAAAGUUCGGCAGGCUGAAGCCAGCAUCUCCACCCGUAUCUCUAAUCUGCUGCUGGACAACAAACGCCAAGAAAAAAGUGCUGAAUUUCUGCAGGCUUUAGAGGAAGAUCGAAUCCGUAUGGAGCAUCUUACAGCCAUCACGCAGGAAGAAGCCAGCUCUCUAAGAAAGAGAGACGUUGCAGUUGCUAUGCAGACCAUGUUAUCAGAGAGCUAUGCAGUGAGGUUACUGCAGGAGGCCAGUGAGACCAGGAGACAGAAUAUGAUGUCUGAAGCCUGCAAGAGUAUGAAGACCUUGGACAGGAAGUUUGAGCAGGUUUUGGCCCUGCAGCAGCUUGAUAAAAGCAAAGCCAUCAGCCAGAUCCUUCAGGAGGAGGAGAUGCAGAAGGCAGCAUUUGAGGCCUUGCAGCUCCAAAGGGACAGUGUACAUGGCUACAUUCGCAACCAGAUAAGGCUAAUUGAGGCAGAGUUAAUGCAGCUGACAAAGCUGGAGGUUAAAAGGAGGAAUCUGGAUGCAGAAACCUUGCAGGAGGCAUUGGCAGAGCAGAGGACAGCUCUGUCAGAUAUGCUCCAGCAGCUGCUGAAACAGAAGGACCAGAGGGAGAUGGAACUCAAACAGAUCUUGAUGGAGAUGGAGCUGAAGAGUGACUCUACUCAGCAAAACUACUGGAUGAUCCAGUAUCAAAGACUGCUGGAUGCCAAGCCACUGUCUCUGCGCAUGCAGGAAGCUGGUGUGGAUAAUGACCUGGUGAACUUGCUGUGUAAGCUCUCUGCUCAGCAUUACCUGCCAAUCAUAGCUCAUCACCGAAUCACUGCAGAGGCUCUGCGUCACAUGACCACCAAAGACCUCGGCAAGUUGGGGAUCAGUGAAGUGGGAGUACAGAAAUCUCUCCUCCACUGGGCCAGAGAACAACCGAAUUCUCCUAAGAAGUUCCAGGAGGAACAAGAACCUGGACCGUCCGCACCCAGCGCUCCCCUGCAACAGCAGCUGACCCCGCCUCUGACCCCCAGCACUCCCCUGACCCCUACAGCCCCCAGCCCACUGGACACACCCAGCACGAACGAGUGUGUGGUGUGCAUGGAGGAUAGGUCCCUGGUGGUCUUCUUGCCAUGUGGUCAUAUAUGCUGCUGCCAGGUCUGCAGUGACGCUCUGCAGUCAUGCCCGCUGUGCCGCAGCAACAUCUCUCAGCGCAUCCGCCUUUACCACGGCUGAACCCGUCCAGGACCUGGUCUGACCACUCAUGCACUUUCACACGCUUACAAAAUACCUGCAACUCAGUUACUCUCUUUCGUCAUGCAUGAUGUCCUAGGCUAUGAUUCCCAACAGUAAACCAGGAGCCAAUAAAUCAGGAGUAUUUCAAAUGGGAAAAGAGGCUUGCUACGAGAUAGGUCAUUUAACUUUAUGCGUUUCACUUAGUGAGAAAGAUUCAAAGAUUUUACUCUCCUGAAUUUCAGCAGAUAAUCUACAGCUCUGGUUGUCAUGUUAUAUAUUUGCACUAUUUUAAUACUUGUGCCUUUUUGUGUCUGAUGUGUGCUUUCCCAAAUCCUGACUGUUAUUACAUACAAUUCAUCCUCAUGAUCUUAAACUACAUCAAUUACUAAACUUCUUCCCUAUUAAUCAUGCUUGUGACUUAUGACUUAAAGCCCGUGUCACCUUAUUUCCUUAAUUAGCUUCUUACUGUUAGCUAUAGUUUCUCUGGUGAAUGGAUCAGUGAAUAUAAAAUAAGAAGUUUUUUCUCCAGUUAAGAGAUAUCAGAAUUUCUUUUUUUUUUUCUUUCCAGUUUUCUUCUGGGCAGUUUCAAUUGGGUGGGACUAGAUUUGAUCAUGGGAAUGUCAGACCUACCAAAAGGCAUGCCAAUCAGAAAUAGCCAUCUGCUUACUCCAGCGCCACUGUUACCCCAACCACAGUUACUAAAGUAACUUCUUUCCUGCUGGAUCGCCUCAUUGUACCUGAGCGUGAGCAAAACUGCAACUAGCAGCAUCUUUGUCAUUUUAUACACACUAUUUUAGUGUAGAAGUUUUGUGUGUGGCACUGGUGAGUAAUUCUACCUCUCCUUUUUAACGGUUAAAGGAAUGAGAAUUAGCAGAGUGGCUUCGCUACGAUUUGAGAUACUCAUGAUCUAUACCUAGUGCUGUAAAAAGGUAGGCAAGCAGUGUUUUUGUUUAAUCCUCAGUACUUACAUGGGAGCACAUUGAAAAGAUUACAAUUUCAGAAAAUGCUUUGUGUUUGUAUGAGACAAUCUCACAAAGUUACAAAUGGAAAUGUGAAAAGUUAAUCUGAUCUUGCUGAGCUUCACAGCCAAAACUUAUGACCCUAAACAGUUAAUAAGCUGUUCGCCAUCUGAUAAUAGGCAGUUAAAUAAGAGGACAGUAAAGCUCAUUUUAAUCUCCUUUAUUAAGCCAGUUGUGAUAUUGUGAUGUGGGCUGCUUUUUCACGUUGCAGUGCGAUGCUCUGUUCAUCAGUGUAGCUAGGUGGAAAGAGGAAUGUAUUUACACAAACUACAGUCUUGUAGUUGUAGUCUUGCACCAUGCUGGUAGAAAUAUACACAAACAUGUCACAGCUCUAAUCAGGCUUUUUGUUCCUUGUAGUUAUAACUAAAUUGUAGUUUGGCAUUUAUACGCUCAACAGCCACUUUAUUAGAAACACCUGUAUAUUCAUGCAAUCAGCCGAUGAGCGCAUAAAAUCAUGCUGAUACAGGUCAAGAGCUUCAGGUAAUGUUCACAUCAAACAUCAGACUGGGGGAAAAAUGUGAUCUGCCACUGCUGGGCCCUUGAGCAAGGCCCUUAACCCUCAACUGCUCAGUUGUAUAAAAUGAGAUAAUUGUAAGUCGUUGUAAAGAGUGGCUAAUUGAGUUACUUUAGACUUCCUGUCAGCUCAAACCAGGGGUAUAACUGUUCCUAUUAAAGUGGCUGGUAAGUGUAUAUUUCUUGAUUCUACCAUUGGAGCUUUUUAACAUUUGAAAUAGUGUUGCCAGGGGCUUUAACACCAAAGGGGUUUUUUUCCCCAGUCUGUGGGAAGAUUCUAUCCCCUUCGCUUCCAUUAGCUUUUUCUGAAAGGGGAAAUACCUAUAAAUGUGUACUUAGAUUGUAUAGCCCAUAAACAAGUUGAAGCUGUAUUUAAAUCACUUCCUCAACCUUAUUAAACACUGCCUCCCUCCAACGCUAUGGUUAGGCACAUCAAAUAUCUACAUUUUCAACAUUUUGCAGUGUUAAUGUCUCAGUUAUUGUGGCAUAUUCUGACCAACAGCAGUUAGGUAGGUCAUGUUUAGCAGUCAUGUUAGGUCUGUAGGUCAUGUUUGUUGUUGUUUUAGUUGGCCAGCCUCCAUCUAGGCACCUCCAGGGUGUUUUUCGUUGCUGAGGUGAUUUGUAUUUCUGUAAGAAACUGUUAAUUGAUCAAUAUUCUGCACUGGUGGUGUUUGCCAAAAAUCUUUGGAAAACACAAUAUUCUUGCCACUGCCUUCAGUUUGCUGUUGAUGAAAGUUUGGUAAAGGGGUGAACUUAUUUAAUAUAUAGAUACUCCAAGUUUUUACCCUCAUAUUCACUGAAGUGCUCUUAUAAUCAAGCAUGCUUUCAUCUAGAAAUCUGUCAUUUAGCAUGUCAUAACAUAUACACAUAUAUAUAUAUA